UCCGAGGCUGGGAGUGGGAGGAGUCGGUCGGGCUGGGGGCUGCUUGAAGGACCUCCUCCUUUUUGCGUGGCUUCUCUAGCUUAAGAUCCCCAUUAUUUCCUUGAUCUCGAGAUCCCGCGCCGGAUCGCCGCCGCGCAGGGGGGGAAAAAACAACCUGUCGCAAAGAGCCAGCAAUUAAAGGGACAGGCCUUGGACAUAAUGAAGCCAUUCAUGGGCUAGGUACUGAUUUGAGAUGAAAGGGAUGAAGCCUUCUGUCAAGGCUGUUAUGGAAGAGGAGAAGAAAGCCGGUGAUUCCCACUCCAAGGCAAAGCAUAAGAUGGAACAAGAUGAUGAAGAAGACUACAAACAACUUCCCAAAAAGAAGCAAAAAGUUUCUGGAAAAAGACAGUCGGUGGGAAAACAACCUAGUCCAAAGUCUAAAAAGUGCUCUAGAAAGUCAGAACCAUCAACAUAUGCGACAGGAAGCUUAGAAGAGCAGUGGUACUUGGAGAUUCUGGACAAGGGUCGUGUCACUUGCCCAAUCUGCCGAUGUGUAGUGAGGAAGACGGUGGAAGGAUUGAAAAAGCACAUGGCAAAUUGCCACCAGGAGAUGUUCACAUGUCAGCACUGUGGGAAACAGCUGCGAUCUCUUGCAGGGAUGAAGUAUCACAUCAUGGCAGAUCACAACAGCCUGCCGAUUAGGAAGGAAGCCAGCCAGUUGGAUAAGCAGAGCGAGCGAGAGUGUUUGCGGAGAGUCCUGAAGCGCAUGGGGAAGCUCAAGUGCACAAGAGAGGGCUGUACAGGCAGCUUCACCAGCAUAAUGGGGUAUCUCUACCACACACAGAAAUGUGGCAAAGCGGCUGCCGAACUGGAGAAGAUGGCCUUAAAAUGCCAUCACUGCAAUAAAGCAUAUCGGUCCAAGGCAGGCCUUGUUUACCACUUGAAAUCUGAGCAUGGACCUGUGUCAUUUCUCCAUGAAGACAGCAGGACGACUCCUCUGAAGGACCCAAGCAUGGAAUCAAGCAGCAUAGGCCGAAUCCAGAGGAAGUCGGCUAAGGUGGCUGCCUACUACCUGCAUGAAUUGGCUAAUGAAGAACUUGUCAAAGAGUGGCCAAAGAGGAAGGUCUUGCAGGAUCUUGUUCCUGAUGAUCGGAAGCUCAAAUAUACUCGACCUGGGAUGCCUGCUGUGAGCCAGGAGGUUCUGUGCAAGUGGAGGUCAGAAAUAAAGACCUACAGGCGGGUCCAUUGCCCCAACCAGGGUUGUGAGUGUGUCUACGGCAGCAUCUCUGGUCUUAAGGCCCAUCUGGGCAAUUGCACCCUGGGUGAGUUUGUGGCGGGGAAGUACAAGUGCUUGAUUUGUGAGAAGGAGUUUGUGUCUGAGAGUGGGGUGAAAUACCACAUAAACACAGUGCACUCUGAGGACUGGUUUGAUAACACAAACCCAACUAAGAGCUUUGAAAAACUGGUGAAGCUGCAGCAAAAGGAGGCUGAGCAAAAAAGGCAGCGCAAGAAGCACGUCUCCAGUCGGAGCCGUAAGAAGAAGCUACGAAGCGCCACUGCAAAGAAGUCACCAAGGCUAGGACCAGAUCAGAACCAACGGCAGGGGGUCAAAGUCAGCCACUCUAAGAUGGCAGACUGUGAAACUAGGAGCCUGGAAGAAGAGGAUUCUCUCCCUUUGAAAUACAGUCACAGAAGGGGGAAGAAAUAGCUUCUUGCAGGGAUUUCUGCAUUGCAGGACAGGAAACAGGAAAGGGAAGAAAUUCUUGGCUUGAAUUCACCUCUUGCAAGUUCAGUGAAGAUGGAGAGUAGAGAGUCUGGGAGAAGAAACUGUCAACAGCAUGACUAAGAAGACUUUCCUGAAAUUCCACUGUUCCAGUCUAGUUGCAGUAAAACAAGAUCUGUUAUAUACUGUUACAUACUGAGCCAAGUGCUUGCAUAGGAUUAAGUUUGCAACAUAUGCUUAUGAAAUAUUAUACCACAUAGAAAAUAAAAUUAUUAAUCACUCUG
Molecule: messenger RNA, 1986 nt
Organism: Thamnophis elegans (Western terrestrial garter snake)
Lineage: Eukaryota; Metazoa; Chordata; Lepidosauria; Squamata; Natricidae
Gene: ZNF512
Product: zinc finger protein 512
Exons: 14
Coding region: 233-1687 (484 amino acids)
Molecular function (GO): zinc ion binding
Source: RefSeq, a predicted model, not a curated record